UGGAUCUUCGCACGUUACGAGUACCAACGUAAACACACUCUCAUCUAAAUCUAAUGCAUCAUUCAAAACUCUUUCUGUUUCAUUUCCAUAUGAUAUGCUUUCACUCCAACACCAACAACAACUAGUACUAUACUACUACUACUGUGUACAACGUUGGUGUCACUACAUGAUUGGAUGUUGAAAAUUAACACAAAACUGUUUUCUCUCUCUUUCUCUCCCUGACUUUGCUUGCGAUACUCUUGUGAUAAAUAAAUAAAUAAAUAAAUAAAUAAAAAUCUGUUCUUUUUUUUAUUAAAGCACUUAAAGGGUUGUUGUAAUGUGAGUUUCCUCUUUGUUCUUGUUUUCUAUUCAUUUUCACCAUCUUUGUUUCUUAAUGAGAAAGUGGGGACCAUAAUCGCAAUGUAGUUUUCUCAAGAACUAUUUUUUGCUAUGAAAAUCAAGUUUUGUCCAUCUGGGUUACUCUGCAAAAAGGUGCAUUUGUAUUUGUUUGAAACUUUUUGGAUCUGCUUUUGGGGUUCCACAACUUUUUACAAAGGUUAAAUUUUGAUGAUUUUGGGAAGAAAUAACCGUGACCCAUAUGAAGAAUUUGAACUGGCAUAAACAAAUUUCUAACAAUGGAAAGUCUGGGAAGAGGCUUUCACUUGGAGAGUACAAAAGAGCAGUUUCUUGGUCUAAGUAUUUGGUUUCAUCUGGUGCUGCAAUAAAGGAUGAAGAAGAAGAUGAAUGGAGUGCUGAUAUGUCUCAGUUGUUUAUUGGAUCUAAAUUUGCUUCUGGAAGACAUAGUAGAAUCUAUAGAGGUCUUUACAAGCAAAAGGAUGUUGCAAUUAAGCUUGUGAGUCAACCUGAAGAAGAUGAAGAUUUGGCUUCUUUUCUUGAGAAGCAAUUUACUUCUGAGGUUGCUUUGCUUUUGAGGUUAAGGCAUCCAAAUAUCCUUACUUUCAUCGCUGCUUGCAAGAAACCACCAGUGUUCUGCAUAAUUACCGAAUAUUUAGCCGGUGGUUCAUUGAGAAAAUACCUUCAUCAACAAGAACCGCAUUCAGUUCCACUUGAACUUGUUCUGAAACUAGCCUUAGACAUUGCAAGGGGAAUGAAAUAUCUUCAUUCUCAAGGGAUACUUCAUAGGGAUCUCAAAUCUGAGAAUCUCCUUUUAGGAGAAGAUAUGUGUGUAAAGGUGGCUGAUUUUGGUAUCUCAUGCUUAGAAUCUCAGUGUGGAAGUGCUAAAGGAUUUACCGGAACCUACCGUUGGAUGGCUCCUGAAAUGAUCAAAGAAAAACAUCAUACUAAAAAAGUUGAUGUGUAUAGUUUUGGUAUUGUUCUUUGGGAGCUUUUAACUGCAUUGACUCCAUUUGACAACAUGACACCAGAGCAGGCUGCAUUUGCAGUUUCCUACAAGAAUGCAAGACCACCACUGCCAUCUGAAUGUCCAUGGGCAUUUAGUAAUCUGAUCAAUAGAUGUUGGUCAAGCAAUCCAAAUAAAAGGCCACAUUUUGUUGAGAUUGUAUCAAUUUUGGAGAGCUUUAUUGAAUCACUUGAGCUUGAUCCACAUUUUUUCUCAACUUACAAACAGCAACCUACUAAUUUAAUUCUGGGGUGCUUCCCUAAAUGCAAAGCAAAUUAAUAGAUGCUAUGCUACUUACUACUACUCAAGCAUUUUCAAGUUAUCUCUCAAGAAUUGUGUUGUAUUGAAAUCCCAUGAAUGCUCUCUUUUUUAUUGAAGAAAAAUAUAAACAUGUAUCUUUUGUUAAUUAUUUUGAUUUGAUGGACAUUCAUAAAAGUAUUGUGUUUAACAAAA
Messenger RNA from Trifolium pratense (red clover), 1792 nucleotides. RefSeq names its product serine/threonine/tyrosine-protein kinase HT1-like. The coding region runs from base 578 to 1618 and encodes 346 amino acids. Gene Ontology annotation, biological process: protein phosphorylation. The transcript has 3 exons. NCBI's taxonomy places the organism in Eukaryota, Viridiplantae, Streptophyta, Magnoliopsida, Fabales, Fabaceae. The record is from RefSeq and is a predicted model, not a curated record. Gene Ontology annotation, molecular function: protein kinase activity; ATP binding.